Molecule: messenger RNA, 1350 nt
Organism: Gastrolobium bilobum
Lineage: Eukaryota; Viridiplantae; Streptophyta; Magnoliopsida; Fabales; Fabaceae
Exons: 4
Coding region: 433-891 (152 amino acids)
Biological process (GO): Golgi to endosome transport; Golgi to plasma membrane protein transport; protein localization to Golgi apparatus
Cellular component (GO): Golgi membrane; trans-Golgi network
Source: RefSeq, a predicted model, not a curated record
CCCAUCUCUGCGAUUCUUUUCCCAAAAUUUUCAUCUCUCGCCAUCGCCGGAGGAAAACACUCCAAUUCCUCCAAUUUUCUCUCCAACAAUUCGUUCUUUCCCUGCUCACUUUCCGGCGAGUUCUCCAAUUCGUCGGUUUAUCGCUUCCAGAAUUCAGAUCUGAGUCCACAUGAACCAUCGUUUGCGUUUGGGUUGAUUAUAACAGCCUUGAUUUGGGUUUAAGAAAAAUGGGGUCGCUAAAUUUGGUAAAUUUUGUUGAAUGACGAGUGGUGUGGCUUCAAUUGUUGAGAUUUGAGUAACUGGGUCGAUCUCAGUGGAUGCUAUACUGGACAAAGUUGAAGAAUUGGGUUUUGAUUGGGUUCAGGAAAUUUUUUGGGGGAAGAUUUUGGAGAGGAUUAGGUUAUUUGUGAGGGAGUUUGUCGGGUCGGCGUCAUGUUCUAUGGUGCGGUGGUAUGGGACCCUUGGCUUAUUGUUGCUCAAAUUGUUUGUCUUCAAUGUUCGUAUUAUAUGACCCUGGGAUUGAUCUUGUCGAUACUUGUUGGCACUCGUGUGUCUCGGAUGAGCCUCGUGUAUUUCUUUGACUAUGUUACCAUCACUACCUCUACCGUUACUGGUUGGUGUGUUAUUGCUUCAAUUUUGCUCAGCUCAGUUGCAGGGGCUGUAUAUAUGCUUUAUUUGAUUGAAAGAGCAAAGAAGUGCUUGGAUUUUUCGGCCACUCUCUACAUUAUCCAUCUUUUUAUAUGCAUUGUAUACGGGGGUUGGCCCUCUUCUAUAACAUGGUGGAUUGUGAAUGGUACUGGAAUUGCAGUGAUGGCUUUGCUGGGUGAAUAUCUGUGCAUCAAGCGCGAACUCAGGGAUAUACCAAUAACUCGAUAUCGUUCAAAUACUUGAUUUGCAGAAGUAGCUUGAGUCUCGAAUUCAAGAAAGGAGUUGUGCUUGGGGAUGGUAACAACUUUUGUUUCUAUAUGUUGGAUGAUCUCCAAGAUAAAGCCCACGAAGUGCAUAGUUCUAUUACGCCAUUGAAAGACUACAUUUCCUUUCUAUUCAUUAGUUGCAAUAGAGAGUUGAAGCAUAGAUAACCAGACGAGACUAGGUACAUAAUUUUUCAGGAAAUUGUGAAAGUUUUAAUGUUAGUUAUUCUAUUUCGUUUUCACCCCUUUUAGUGUUGUUGGUUAAAUUGCUGCAUUUAGUUGAGACAGCUUCUAUUCUUUUUACCCUUUUUGUGAGUUCUUGGAUCUGUUUAAAAUCUUGGAAAUAUAUGUAGUUCUGUGCCAUUACGUUUAAUGGGAUUGUUAUAUCAGAUAGCAGAAUGAACCUCUUGGGCAGACUUGUAUUUUAACUUCUUUAUUG